AUGGGCAAUCAUUCCGUGGAUCCAACAUUGAUCGAUAAACGUUUGAAAUUGAAUCAUUUUACCAUUCUUGGUACACAUAACAGUUAUCAUAAGCAGAAUUCUCUCUAUCGAUAUGAACAUUCCGAUCUUGCAGAACAAUUUUUCUAUGGUAUUCGUCAGAUAGAAUUAGAUCUUCAUCUCAUGCCGAACCAUGAUGUCGUCUAUCAUGUACAGUUAUUCGAUGAUCGAACGAAUUGCUACUGUUUAAGUGAUUGUAUCGAACGCAUUUGGAAUUGGACGAUCAUCAAUGCCAAUCAUUAUCCAAUUUAUUUAUUUAUCGAAAUCAAACAGAUGUUUUACGAAGAUCUUUUCACUGGACUCGAAGGCGGUGUUAAAUGCAAACAUUUCGAAGCACUUAAGCAACAACUUUUAGACGUUUUCACAAAUACUUCUUUGAUUCUACCACCGCAAGUACAAGGAAAUCAAAGUUCACUUCGAUUGGCACUUCGCAAACAAAGAUAUUACGAGCAGAAAAAUGAUUUUAUUUAUGCAGGCUACGGUUGGCCACCGUUGUAUCUUUCGCUUGGAAAGAUUAUUCCAGCCUUCCUCGACGAUGUGCAUAAUAUCGUUCCAGAUAUGAUUGAUUCAUGUGAACCUUUAUCAGACUUCUUCUUCAUCGUUCAACGAAACACAGCCAAAGAUUAUGCGUCUUUUAUGACCACGAACAGUCCUAUCAACGAUCAAUACCUAAUGCAAAAGAGUAUCAAUCGCGGAUAUAUACUACGUGUUUUACUUGGAUAUGGUGGAAGUCGACUGAAUGAAAAUUAUAAUAAAGCAAAGGCGUACGGUGCUCAUAUAUUCAGUACAGAUUCUGAAAAUUGCUACGAUACAGAUAUUUGUCAAAGUGUGAUGAAUGAUUUCAAGAGCGGCUCUUCGAUUUUAUGUAAUCCAGUUCUGUCUCCAGAUUUUUGCAAUGUGACAUCAUUCAUUCUGUAA
Adineta ricciae is the source of this 975-nucleotide messenger RNA. Lineage: Eukaryota; Metazoa; Rotifera; Eurotatoria; Adinetida; Adinetidae. The record is from the annotation of a GenBank genome assembly.